This is a messenger RNA of Dendrobium catenatum, 5413 nucleotides long. Its product is annotated as ABC transporter C family member 2. Lineage: Eukaryota; Viridiplantae; Streptophyta; Magnoliopsida; Asparagales; Orchidaceae. Gene Ontology annotation, cellular component: membrane. Gene Ontology annotation, biological process: transmembrane transport. Gene Ontology annotation, molecular function: ATP hydrolysis activity; ABC-type transporter activity; ATP binding. The coding region runs from base 200 to 5065 and encodes 1621 amino acids. The transcript has 29 exons. The record is from RefSeq and is a predicted model, not a curated record.
UCUCUCUCGUCAUCGCUGACGGCUGGUCGAUACCUCCUCCUCCUGCUGAUUCCUCCGAGAGCGAGUAUAAAAUCGCAGGCUUACGGCCAUAAAUGUGAGGAACACCGCAGAACCCGCAAAAUCUGGGGCUGGGGUUUCUGGCCGUUUACAGGGAAAUGAACUGCUAGAAAGAACAAGAUAUUCUCUGAACUCAGCAGAGAUGGCUUUUGAACCCUUGGUUUGGUAUUGCCGGCCGGUUGAGAACGGGAAAUGGGCGAAGUUUGUCGAGAAUGCAUUCGGAGCUUACACACCUUGCGGCAUCAUGACCAUUGUGCUUGACAUCUCCUAUCUAGUUCUAUUCGGCUGUUGCUUUUACAGAAUAUGGAGGACAACGAAAGAUUAUUCUGUUCAAAGAUACCGCCUGAGGUUUCCGUACUUCAAUUACUUCUUAGGGGUUUUGGCUUUGUAUUGCACUGUAGAGCCAUUGGUUAGGCUGUUCAUGGGUUUAUCGAUUGCAAACUUGGAUGGGCAGACUAGUCUUGCUCCCUUUGAGGUGGUCUCACUGAUUGUUGAAGCAGUUGCUUGGUUCUGCAUGCUCACCAUGACUGCUUUGGAAACUAAAAUUUACAUCCAUGAAUUCCGGUGGUAUGUGCGGUUUGUAGUCAUAUAUGUACUUGUUGGCGAUGUAGCUGCUUUUGAUGCUUUCCUAUCACUAAAGAAGUACUAUGACAAAUUGGCACUUAACAUAUUUACCAGUGGUGUAAUUUGUCAGCUUUUGUUUGGCAUCCUGCUCGUGUUUUAUAUUCCAACUUUGGAUCCUUAUCCGGGAUACACUCCUCUUAGAGGUGAUGUUCAUGUGGACAACACAGAGUAUGAAUUGCUUCCUGGAGGAGAGCAGAUAUGCCCUGAGAGGCAUGUAAACAUAUUUUCUAAAAUAUUUUUUUCAUGGAUUACUCCACUCAUGCAACUUGGCUUCAAAAGACCUAUCACUGAGAAGGAUGUUUGGAAAUUAGACUCAUGGGAUGAGACAGAGACAUUAAAUAGCAGAUUCCAGAAAUUUUGGCUUGAGGAAUCUCGAAGAUCAAAACCUUGGCUAUUGAGGGCACUGCAUCGCAGCCUUGGGGGAAGGUUUUGGUUGGGAGGCGUUUUCAAGAUCGGCAAUGAUGUAUCUCAAUUUGUUGGUCCACUGAUUUUGAAUCGCCUUUUAAAGUCCAUGCAAGAAGGAGAGCCAGGGUGGCAUGGCUACAUCUACGCCUUCUCAAUAUUUGCGGGAGUGUCAUUAGGAGUGCUAUUUGAAGCUCAGUACUUCCAAAAUGUGAUGCGUGUUGGCUUUCGGUUAAGGUCUACCUUGGUUGCUGCUGUGUUUCGUAAAUCAUUGAGACUAACACAUGAAGGCCGAAGAAAAUUUGCAUCAGGAAAAAUAACUAACUUGAUGACAACUGAUGCAGAAUCACUUCAACAAAUCUGUCAGCAGCUUCAUAGUUUAUGGUCAGCACCAUUUCGCAUUGUCAUAUCCAUUGCACUUCUUUACAGUCAGCUAGGUGUUGCUUCACUUGUGGGAUCAAUAAUUCUGGUUCUUAUGUUCCCCUUUCAGACAUUCGUGAUAAGCAAAAUGCAGAAAUUAUCUAAGGAAGGCUUACAGAGGACAGACAAACGGAUUGGUCUUAUGAAUGAAGUGCUGGCUGCAAUGGAUACUGUGAAAUGCUAUGCAUGGGAGAAAAGCUUUCAGGCUAAGGUACAGAGCAUUCGAAAUGAUGAGCUUUCCUGGUUCCGGAAGGCUCAGCUACUCGCAGCGUGCAACUCUUUUAUUCUGAACAGCAUUCCAGUUGUUGUUACCGUGAUAUCUUUUGGGGUGUUCUCUCUGCUUGGAGGUGAUCUGACACCAGCAAAAGCAUUCACAUCACUUUCUCUGUUUGCUGUUUUGCGUUUUCCUCUCUUCAUGUUACCGAAUUUGAUAACUCAGGUUGUGAAUGCAAAUGUUUCAUUGAAAAGACUAGAAGACUUAUUCUUGACUGAGGAGAGGGUGCUUAUGCCUAAUCCGCCUCUUGAUCCUACUCUUCCUGCCAUAUCUAUUAGGGAUGGAUACUUUUCCUGGGACUCAAAGGAAGAGAGGCCCACAUUAUCAAAUGUCAACUUGGAUAUUUCUGUUGGUAGCUUGGUGGCCAUAGUUGGAAGCACCGGAGAAGGAAAAACAUCUCUAGUAUCAGCAAUGCUUGGUGAACUUCCACCAAAGGCAGGAUUCAAUACAACUGUUGUCAUUCGUGGCAGUGUUGCCUAUGUUCCUCAAAUUUCAUGGAUAUUUAAUGCUUCUGUGCGGGACAAUAUUUUGUUUGGAUCUCAUUUUGAAGCCCGGCGCUAUGAGGAGGCUAUUGAAGUAACUGCUUUACAACAUGACCUAGAUUUGCUCCCGGGUGGUGACCUUACAGAAAUUGGGGAGCGGGGAGUUAAUAUCAGUGGGGGCCAAAAGCAAAGAGUUUCCAUGGCAAGGGCUGUUUAUUCUAAUUCUGAUGUAUAUAUAUUUGAUGAUCCCUUGAGCGCAUUGGAUGCUCAUGUUGGUCGGCAGGUUUUUGAUAGAUGCAUUAAGGAAACAUUGAGAGGAAAAACCCGAGUACUUGUGACGAAUCAGCUACACUUUCUUCCAAAUGUGGAUACAAUUAUUGUGGUUCAUGACGGCAUGGUCAAGGAGAAGGGCACCUUUGAAGAACUCAAUAGUAAUGGGUUCCUUUUUCGAAAAUUAAUGGAAAAUGCUGGGAAGAUGGAGGAGCAAGUUGAUGAAAAGAAAAGUGAAAAUGAAGGCGAAGAGGCUGCAACAUCUACUGAAAACGGAGAAGUUAUAAAGAGUGGGAAUGGACUGGAAAACAAGAAUAGUAAAGGAAAGAAAGGAAAAUCUGUGCUUAUCAAACAGGAGGAACGCGAAACUGGUGUUGUUAGCUUUAAAGUUGUUGAUAGGUAUAAGAAUGCCCUGGGUGGGCUCUGGGUUGUCAUGAUACUUUUCUUUUGCUAUGUCUUGACUGAAACUCUAAGGAUUUCAAGUAGUACAUGGUUAAGUGUCUGGACAGAUCGAAGCUCUCCAAAGAGAUACGGGGCUGGUUUUUACAACCUGGUCUAUGCACUUCUUUCCUUUGGUCAGGUACUAGUGACGCUGACUAACUCUUAUUGGUUGAUCAUUUCAAGUCUUUAUGCUGCCAAGAGGUUGCAUGAUGCCAUGCUUAAUUCUAUAUUACGAGCUCCUAUGGUAUUCUUUCACACAAACCCACUUGGAAGGAUAAUAAAUAGGUUUGCAAAGGAUCUUGGUGAUAUUGAUCGCAAUGUUGCUAUAUUUGUCAAUAUGUUUUUGGGCCAAGUUUCGCAGCUCCUUUCAACUUUUGUUUUGAUAGGCCUUGUCAGCACUACUUCUCUUUGGGCCAUAAUGCCACUUCUGAUUCUGUUUUAUGCUGCGUAUCUGUAUUAUCAGAGCACUGCCCGUGAAGUGAAGCGCCUGGAUUCCAUAACUAGGUCCCCUGUUUAUGCCCAAUUUGGGGAAGCACUGAAUGGACUUUCAACCAUACGUGCGUACAAAGCAUAUGAUAGAAUGGCUCGUAUUAAUGGGAAAUCCAUGGACAAUAACGUUAGAUACACACUUGUGAAUAUGAGCGCCAACCGUUGGCUUGCUAUACGGUUAGAAACCCUGGGAGGGAUUAUGAUCUGGUUUACUGCAUCCUUUGCGGUAAUGCAAAACCAGCGUGCUGAAAACCAAAAGGCAUUUGCGUCAACAAUGGGACUUCUUCUUUCUUAUGCUUUAAAUAUUACAAGCCUAUUGACAGCUGUUCUGCGACUUGCGAGUCUUGCUGAGAACAGCUUAAAUGCUGUGGAGCGAGUUGGAAAUUAUAUAGAACUACCUUCUGAGGCUCCUCCUGUUAUCGAAAGCAACAGACCACCUCCUGGUUGGCCUUCUUCAGGAACAAUUGAUUUCCAGGAUGUUGUUCUUAGAUAUAGGCCUGAACUUCCUGUUCUACAUGGCAUAUCCUUCAGAAUUGCAGCAAGUGAGAAAAUUGGAAUAGUUGGCCGUACUGGGGCUGGAAAGUCUAGUAUGAUCAAUGCGUUAUUUCGGAUGGUGGAAUUGGAGAGAGGGAAAAUUCUUAUUGAUGAUUGUGAUGUUUCCAAAUUUGGUCUUUGGGAUUUACGCAAUGUUCUGGGAAUAAUCCCGCAAUCUCCAGUUUUGUUUUCAGGAACUGUUCGGUUUAAUCUGGAUCCCUUCAAUGAGCAUAACGAUGCUGAUCUUUGGGAAGCUUUAGAGAGAGCACAUCUGAAAGAUGUUAUUCGUCGGAACUCUUUAGGGCUUGAUGCUGAGGUUUCUGAGGCAGGGGAAAACUUUAGUGUUGGACAAAGGCAACUUUUAAGUCUUGCCCGUGCACUACUACGAAGAUCCAAAAUUCUUGUUCUUGAUGAAGCAACAGCAGCUGUUGAUGUCAGAACUGAUGCCCUUAUUCAGAAAACAAUUAGAGAAGAGUUCAAGUCUUGCACAAUGCUAAUCAUAGCCCACCGCUUGAAUACUAUAAUCGAUUGUGAUAGGAUCCUACUUCUCCAUUCUGGCAAGGUCUUAGAAUUCGAUACGCCGGAGGAUCUUUUAUCAAACGAAGAAAGUGCUUUCUCCAAAAUGGUCCAGAGUACUGGAGCAGCCAAUGCUCAAUACUUGCGGAGUUUGGUUUCUGCCAAGUCCAACAUGGAAGAGAUCAGAAGGCAGGAUGGUCAAAGGAAAUGGCUUGCCUCUUCUCGCUGGGCAGUUGCUGCUCAAUUAGCACUUGCUGUCAGCCUCACAUCUUCACACAAUGAUCUCAAAUCUCUUGAAGUCGUGGAUGAGAAUAACAUUCUCAAGAAAACUAAGGAUGCAGUCAUCACUCUUCAGAGUGUUCUAGAAGGAAAGCAUGAUGAUGAAAUUGAUUCAUCAUUGAAUCAGUACCAGGUUUCAAAAGAAAGAUGGUGGUCUUCUCUCUAUAAAUUUAUUGAAGGCCUAGCAAUGAUGAGUAGGUUAGCUCGCAGCCGGCUUCAACAUCCAAAUUUUUCCUUUGAAGACAAAUCGCUUGAUUGGGACCAAGUGGAAAUGUGAAGGGAAUAACAGCUCGUCACAAAUUUACUAAGUAAUGACUCUAUAGUUUAAAAUAUAGAUGCUGAGAACAUUUUGAGUAUUCCCCCCUUCAAGUUAUUGGAUCUUGGGAAUCUUCAGCAACUUCUGCAUUUUCAAUCUGUAAUUGUUUAGAUCACCAGAUGUAUUCAGUGUAGUUUUCUUCUUCUUCAAAAUAAUUCCUUGUAAUUUUGUCUUGCAAAUAAUCUGUCUGAUUUCUCUCUCAAUUUGUUUUCUGUUGAGGGAGUGCUAUUGUAAGAUUAGAUUGGCCUAUUUAUGAUGGUUUUUAUAUGCUUGUAUCUUCAAACAAGUAAUCAUUGAUGCACUUACUUA